CAGGAGGAGGCGAAGUUGCAGGCACCAAGAAAACAAAAAGCAGCGAGAGGAGAAUGGCGGAUGCAAAUUCGACGUGUGCUGCCCACGACGCCACACCCACCAAAGCCACUGGAUUCGAAUCUGCUUGCGACACAACACUCCCUCCCUCCGAUUCCGAGCUCCGCAGCUGAAUUUUGCCUUGUGGAGUAGCGAGGUGGAUCAGUGCUAGUUAUGGCGACGUAUUCGGGCCUUACGCACAAGCAAACGGCGCCCCUGGUGCACAUCCUGGGGAUCGUCAGCAUAGUGCUGGUUAUCAUCUGGACGUAUCAUUACAGGGGCGGCUAUGGACUCUCCGGAGGCCCUGUGUUUAAUGUUCACCCUUUGCUCAUGAUUGCGGGGUUCAUCUUUUUGUCAAGCCAAGCCAUAAUCUCUUACAAGACUGUCAGUGGAGACAGAACCUAUCAGAAGGCCGUGCACAUGACUCUUCAGGGAGUCGCACUUCUGCUGGGCAUUGUGGGCAUCUUGGCUGCAUACAAGUUCCACUCUGACCUCAAGAUUCAAAACUUCUACAGUCUACAUUCCUGGUUUGGAAUCAUCACGAUUUUGCUCUACCUCUUGCAGUGGAUCCUUGGGUUCGUAUCCUUCUGGACCCAAAGUUUGUCUUCUUCGACGCGUGCUGAGCUUCUUCCCUGGCAUAUCUUCCUGGGGCUGGGUGCUUUUGUAACAGCUCUUGCUACCGCCGAGCUCGGAUUGCUGGAGAAGCUCACUUUUCUUCAGAAGGGAGCUCCAUUUGUGGGCCUCUGGGCUCGAGAAGCGAUGCUCGUGAACUCCAUCGGGAUCUCGGUGUUGCUGUUCGGCAUGGUGGUGGUCUUGACAGCGGUAAUGCCGAACCCCCGCCGACACGAGGGCUACAGUCCCCUAGAGUAAACCGGAACUGAGCUUCCACACUUGGUGAAUCACUAAUUCUACAGCUGAUAAAUAAUUGUAAAUUAUUCAAGACAUGAAGAAAAUAGCUAUUUCAUUUUGUAAGAUUGGUUGUUUGUUUGUAUGCAUUUAUACCCCGUUUAAUCUAUUGCAUCGGCACGCCGAAAGUAUAGAUCUGUUUAAAUUGUUUUGUGUGAAGUAAUCGAGUAAAACGGUUUUCAUAAAUUCGAUUUCUCUA
This is a messenger RNA of Physcomitrium patens, 1141 nucleotides long. Its product is annotated as transmembrane ascorbate ferrireductase 2. The record is from RefSeq and is a predicted model, not a curated record. Lineage: Eukaryota; Viridiplantae; Streptophyta; Bryopsida; Funariales; Funariaceae. Gene Ontology annotation, molecular function: oxidoreductase activity.